This is a messenger RNA of Chenopodium quinoa (quinoa), 2934 nucleotides long. RefSeq names its product probable glutamate carboxypeptidase AMP1. Gene Ontology annotation, molecular function: carboxypeptidase activity. The transcript has 10 exons. The record is from RefSeq and is a predicted model, not a curated record. The coding region runs from base 362 to 2437 and encodes 691 amino acids. Lineage: Eukaryota; Viridiplantae; Streptophyta; Magnoliopsida; Caryophyllales; Amaranthaceae.
UGGAAUAUCCUUAUUAGGAAUCAUAAUAUACGAUUAUAUUUUGGAAAUAGUAUAUGGUUCUGAUUUCUGAAAACAUACAUCUUCUUCAUCAGGUUGACUGUCGAAUAAAAAAAAUCUGGGAUAAAUGAUUGUACAUCAACCAAGAACAGGUGGGACCCACUAUUGGUCUCUUCAAAUUAUUUGUUGACCCCACAAAUUUUCCAUUGAAAGCCACUCUCUUCACUUUCUGACACACAUACCGUUGAUCGCCAUUAAUAUAACCUUUUGCAAUCCUCUGUUUGUUGAUAAAAAGCGUCGAUUUCUUCAACUUCUUCAUUCAUUUUACAGUACCAUUUUCUCUCUCCUCCCUCUCUCACUAAAAAUGGCUCAAAAUCUUUAUUUCAAACGCCCUACAACAACCUUCAUCUUUGUGAUUUUGCUCUGUAUUUUGGGGUUUUACACCUUUGAAAAAACCCAGAUUCAAACAAUUGCAAAACCCCAGAAAGCGUCGAAAUUAACUCACCAUUUUCACGACACUUUUCUUUCUCUCUCAUCGAAUUACACCGUUUCACAGUAUCUCCGUGCGUUAACUCUCCACCCCCACCUCGCCGGAACUCGUGAGGGUUAUCAGACUGCGCAAUACGUCAAAACCCACUUCGAGAAUCUUCAUUUAGAGACAAAAGUUUCGGAGUACGAGGUUUUGUUGUCUUAUCCGACGCAAAUUUCGCUUACUGCGAAGUUUAGUGAUCUAAAUAGUCAAGAAAUCGGGACUUUGGAGGUGGGGUUUGACAUAAUUCGUCCCUACCACGCUUACUCGCCGUCGGGGACGGCGGUGGGUAGGGCGGUGUUUGCGAAUUACGGGAGGGAUGAGGAUUACCGAGCGUUGGGGGUGGUGGGGGUGAACGUUAGUGGGUGUGUGGUGGUGGUUAGGAGGGGUGAGGGGAUGUCCCGAGGCGGGGCAGUGAAAGGGGCGGAACUCAGAGGGGCUGUCGCGGUGCUGAUGUACACCGAGGGGGAGUAUGUUAAAGGGGUGGAGAGAGGGACAGUGAUGAAGGGUGUGGGGGACCCACUGAGUCCUGGUUGGGGGAGUGUAAUGGAAGGAGGAGAGAGAUUAGGGAGAAAUGAGAAGGAAGUUGAAGAAAGGUUUCCUAAAAUUCCAUCUUUGCCAAUUUCUGUGGAGACAGCUGAGGGUAUUUUAAGGUCACUUGAGGGACCUCAGGUGCCCUUAGAAUGGAGGGAUGCCCUUAAAAAUAGCAAUUUAAGGGUUGGUCCUGGUCCUACUGUGCUGAAUUUUACUUAUCAGGGAGAAGAAAAAAAUGCCAAAAUUCAUGAUGUUUUUGCUGUCAUCAGGGGAUCAGAAGAGCCAGACCGUUAUGUACUUCUUGGUAACCAUAGAGACGCGUGGACAUUCGGUGCUGUAGACCCUAAUAGUGGAACUGCUGCCCUACUUGAUGUUGCUCGUAGAUAUGCCUUUUUGAUGCGCUUGGGAUGGAGGCCUCGCCGAACAAUUAUUUUUUGCAGUUGGGAUGCUGAAGAGUUUGGGAUGAUAGGUUCAACUGAAUGGGUUGAAGAAAACAUUAUGAAUCUUGGCUCUAGGGCUGUAGCCUAUUUGAAUGUGGAUUGUGCAGUUCAAGGUCCUGGAUUAUUUCCAAGUAUGACUCCACAACUGGAUGAUCUUCUAACUGACAUUACGAAGAAGAUUGAGGAUCCUGAUGCUGCAGAUAAAACUAUUUUUGACCAGUGGACUGCCAGGAACAAAGGCAUCAAUAUCCAGAGGCUUAGUGGAGUGGACUCUGAUUUUGCUCCAUUCCUGCAGCAUGUAGGGGUUCCUUCUGUUGAUAUAUACUAUGGGACAGAUUUUCCAGUCUAUCACACAGCUUUUGACUCGUAUGACUGGAUGUUAAACCACGGAGAUCCUUUGUUCCAUCGCCAUGCGGCUGUGGCGGGACUUUGGGGCCUUCUAGCUCUGCGUUUGGCUGAUGAUCCAAUUCUUCCCUUCAAUUAUCAUUCAUAUGCAAUGCAGUUACAGGAGUAUACAAGUGUCUUGAGCAAUAAGCUGGAAGGCCGUGUGUCCUUUACUCCUAUAUCUACAUCUAUCAAAAAUUUAUUUGCUGUAGCUCAAGAAGUCGAGGAGGAAGCAAAGAAUCUAAGAGCUGAGGGGGUCUCUAGUGAUCUUGAAGUGCUGAAGAAAAGAAUGUUAAAUGAUCGGUUGAUGCUUGCAGAAAGAGGUUUCUUAGAUGUUGAGGGGCAGCUAGGGAAUCAGUGGUUCAAGCAUCUGGUUUAUGGACCUUCCAACCACUAUGAUAGCAAGGUAGACUUCUUUCCUUCUAUAGCUAAUGCUAUUUCUCAAUCUACACAAACGAAGAGGGAAAAUCAAGCAACAAUACAGCAUGAGAUUUGGAGGGUUGCCAGAGCUAUCCAAAGAGUAGCUAAUGCGCUGAAAGGAGACCUAAGUUGAUAGAAAAUGCGGGCAAAUUUCACCUUCACGCAUUUAGCCUUGGGCAGGUGGAUGUAUUGUUGUUACAAUUUGGUCACUGGACCUAAGCUAAUGCCAAUUUGCAGUGGACACAUGAAAAAGAAAAGGUCGAGCACUUUUUCUGCGUCAGAUUUUGAGGAUUGCUGACUUGCUGUCAAAGAGAUCAAAGUUGGAGAAGUAACGGGAAGGUUUCACUUGAACAUAUUUAGCAGCUGGCAGGUGUGAGAUUUGUUUGAUGCAUUCCUCUACUUUUCAGAUGGCAUGUGUUGUUUAAUGUUGACAUCCUUCUGCCAGAAAAUGUGCAUCCUAUGUUUAUUGUACAGUUGUAGUUGUUUCUGGAAAGUAGGACGCGUGAAUCUUACUGGAAAUCUUGUAUAUUUAUUUAUCUGGUGAAAUGUAACCAUAUUCCGCUUGCAUCAAAGCAACUGAAUUUGUGUUUGUUUGCCUUCAGCAGAACAUAGCAGCUAUGACUUGUGUCU